Molecule: messenger RNA, 2171 nt
Organism: Boleophthalmus pectinirostris (great blue-spotted mudskipper)
Lineage: Eukaryota; Metazoa; Chordata; Actinopteri; Gobiiformes; Gobiidae
Product: G1/S-specific cyclin-E2-like
Exons: 12
Coding region: 81-1121 (346 amino acids)
Biological process (GO): regulation of cyclin-dependent protein serine/threonine kinase activity; G1/S transition of mitotic cell cycle
Cellular component (GO): nucleus; centrosome; cytoplasm
Molecular function (GO): cyclin-dependent protein serine/threonine kinase regulator activity
Source: RefSeq, a predicted model, not a curated record
GUCUGUGGUUCUUUAUUUGGCGGCAGCGGCAUCUCCAAACUUCAGGACUCACAACAGCGGAGGUCACAGUAGUGGAAAGAAUGACAAAACACAGCAGUCGUCAGCAAAAACGUUCUGAAAAAGUGUCAACACACAAAGCCAAAGCUGUGAAGAGUAAUAAGAAAAAGUCCCAGUCUUCUUCAAACCCACAGUAUGAAAAGAGCACCGUGAUUCUUGAAGGUGUCGAUGUCCCUUGUGUCCUUGUUUCGUCUCCAAAGAAACAGAAUCAUGUUUCAGAGGCAAAUCACACGGAGGUUUCUUCCACACAAACUCCUCAGUCCAAUCCUGUAUGGGGUCCCUGUAACGUUUGGGUGAAGACUGCUGGUCAUAAAAAGAGCAAAUGUUUCCAGCUCAAACAUCCCAGAGUCAACCCCAACACGAGAUCCAUCCUGAUCGACUGGCUAAUGGAGGUGAGUGAGGCGUACACUCUACACAGACAGACCUUUUAUUUGGCGCAGGAUUAUUUCGACCGCUUCAUGUUGACGCAGAAAAACAUCGAGAAGAAUCUUGUGCAGCUCAUUGGGGUCACCUGCCUCUUCAUCGCCGCAAAGAUGGAGGAAGCCUGCCCUCCCAAACUCUCCCAAAUGGCUUAUGUUACUGCUGAAACCUACUACGAAGACGAGAUUCUUGAAAUGGAGAUGCUCAUUUUGAAUGCCUUAGAGUGGAAUCUCUCCCCAGAAACGGCAGUCUCGUGGCUCCAGCUUUAUUUCCAAAUGGUUUCUAUGAACCCAAACUCAGAUCUGAUGGAGCCACAGUUCCCCCAGGACACAUAUGUGCAAAUGACAAAGCUUUUAGAUUUGUGCAUCAUCGACAUAAACUCUAUGGACUUUGAGUACAGAGUUUUAGCUGCUUCUGUUUUAUGUAAUUUUGUGCCGCAAUCCGCUGUGGAAAAGGUUUCAGGUUUGUCCAAAGACGUUCUCCAGCCCUGUUUGAAGUGGAUGGCUCCUUUUAUGAAGGCAGCUCAACUCUUUGGUAAAGUUCCACUGAAGGACUUUAAAAAUGUGAAGCCAGAGGACAGACACAACAUCCAGACACACACAGACUACCUGGGCAUGCAGAUGAUCGCAUGUAAAGACCAGUAAAAAAAUGUCUUAACUCUCCCAAACCGCUCAGAGAAAAUGCACUGAAAAUGAACAACCAACAAAGUAUCACAGGACUGAUAAAAGGAAGCAACGCCAAACCUGAACUUGAUGUGAAACCUUUUUUUUUUUAUUGUGACCAAAGACUUUUUGCUGCUUUAGUAAAAAUGUAUUUGUGUGUUAAAUGUGCAAUGUUCCUAUCAGAUGUUCUUGGUUUCAGGGUGAUUUGAAUUGUAGUUUUAAAUAAUUUUAACAGUGUAUAUAGAUAGAUUUUCUCCUAAUUAUGUGCAUUGUCUUAAAGGUGCUUUGUGUAACUUUUCGCCAUGUAGAUAUUAUUGCUUUGUCUGGAAUGUUUCACAAUAUGGCAUUAAACCUUUCUAUCUUCACGGACAACAAACCAGACUAAAGUACAAGGUCAGAUCUGUGGAGAGGCAAACCCGCUCACAGUAUGUUUUUGUAGGUAUUUUUAAGCUAUAAAAUCACUUGUAAUUGAGUAAAUGUAAAGUAGAUACUGUGGAACAUUCCAGACAGAAAAAUGACACCCCCAUAGAAACAAGCAGGUGAUGGACUCUCCUCCAGCAAAGUUACACAAUGCACCUUUUAAAAUAGUGCGCUGUAAUGAAAUAACUCAGGGUAUUAAUUGCUUUUUGAAAUGAAACAAAUGUACUGCUGUAUUUAUAAAAGAGGUUUAUUUUAUAACACAAAAUAAAUGUACAUCUUUUUUUUUUUUUUUUUUUUUAGAAAUACAGUUUGGCCAUGGCUUGUAAAAAACGCUUUUUCCUCUUCUGAGCAGCCAGUUGUAGCACCUCCUCAGGGUUACUGGUGUUAAGCUCACUCUGUCCAAUUGCUUUGACCUGGAAUAAAGGGAAAAUGUAAAGAAACUACAAAAACGUGUCUUUAGGAUCCGUCAGUUUGAGAUUUGUCCAAAAGGCAGGUACAUUUUCUGAAGCUAUACAGGGUAUUGAAUUGCCAAGGUUAUAACUGUAAGGUUUAUCUUUUUUUUUUUGUGGAUAAAUCUACUUCAGUGUAAUAAAUAUUCAUAAUAAGCAUUAA